Messenger RNA from Trichoderma breve, 954 nucleotides. RefSeq names its product acyltransferase domain-containing protein. The transcript has 3 exons. Gene Ontology annotation, cellular component: mitochondrial membrane. The coding region runs from base 1 to 954 and encodes 317 amino acids. Gene Ontology annotation, molecular function: 1-acylglycerophosphocholine O-acyltransferase activity. The record is from RefSeq and is a predicted model, not a curated record. Gene Ontology annotation, biological process: cardiolipin acyl-chain remodeling; inner mitochondrial membrane organization. Lineage: Eukaryota; Fungi; Ascomycota; Sordariomycetes; Hypocreales; Hypocreaceae.
AUGUCGUCGAAUCCAACGCCCGCGUCACGGCCCGGUGUGCCCUGGCGGCUCGCCUCGGUGGCCGUCAUGAGCAGCGUCGGGGCCGCAUCACGAGCUUUCCUCUACGGCCUCAACCGGGUCGAGGUCACGGGGCUGGACAACCUGCUGGGCGUGCUGGACCGCCGCAAAAACGGGCAGCGAGACCGCGGCCUGCUGACUGUGUGCAACCACGUCUCCGUACUCGAUGAUCCCUUGAUCUGGGGCAUCCUCCCGCUGCGAUACGCCGUCGACGUCGAGAACCUCCGCUGGGGCCUUGGAGCCCACGACAUCUGCUUCAAGAACCGCUUCUUUUCGGCCUUCUUCAGCUACGGCCAGGUGCUGCCCACCCACCGGCUGUGGCACUCGCCGCAAGGGGGCUUAUACCAGCCCACCAUUGCCCAGGCAAUCAAGCUUCUCUCAACCAACCACUAUGCCUGGGUCCACAUCUUCCCCGAGGCCUGCUGCCACCAGAACCCCGAAAGUACCCUGCGCUACUUCAAAUGGGGUGUAUCCCGCCUGAUUCUCGAAAGCGACCCGGCACCAGAGUUUGUCCCCAUGUUCAUUCAUGGCACGCAGAAUAUCAUGUCCGAGGAUAGAGGGUUCCCUCGUUUCCUGCCGCGCAUAGGCCAGCGAGUACGAGUCAUGAUUGGGAAACCAACUGACGUCGACAGCCUCUUUGGCCACUAUCGCACUUCUUGGAAGAAGAUGGUUGAGAAAGCCGGUGACCCCGACCAGCUGAGACACGACCCAGAGGCAGUGCAGCUCAGAGUCGAACUUGCAAAGGCGGUUCGCGACGAGAUUCAAAAGCUCAGGUUGAGUAUGGGAUUCGCUCCCGAGGAAGAUGAAACAGCCGCCCUUGCCGAGACGUGGUCCAAGGAGCCAAAUAAACGUAAAUUCAAGAGCCCCGUAGAUGGCAGCCUUGUCAAUAGACACUGA